AUGGGUUUGUCCCAUCAGUCAGAUGACAACACCAAGGUCGCUGACCACCAUCGCGAACAUGAAAAGCUUCAACAGCUGUGGGAUGAGGAUGUCUUCUACCGAUACGGCGUAGCGACUUUCACCGGCCUUGUUUAUCAAUCUCUUCUAGGUGGCACUGCCGGUGACCGGACCGCCGCAGUCCUCUCCAGGACGGGAGGAUUCAGUAUCAAGGCAGCCCGCCACCGACUUCUCGAGAAGACACAAUUCGUCCUCGAAUGCACCAAGAACGUGGAAUCACUCAAGCCGGAUGGGGUUGGAUUCGCCCCCUCUCUUCGCGUCCGCCUCCUCCAUGCUACAGUCCGACGGAAGAUCAUACAACUCGCCGCUUCACGUCCUUCAUACUUCUCGGUGGAACAGAACGGGAUCCCGGUGAAUGACCUCGAUUGUGUCGGAACAAUAGCGCUUUUUUUGGCCACGAUCAUUUGGCGAUCCCUUCCGCGCCAAGGGCUCCACAUACGAGAGCAAGAGAUCGAAGACUACAUCGCAUUAUGGCGGCUGGUGGCGUUCUAUAUGGGGACACCCACCGAGUUUUUCUCGACGCCGGUCAAGGCGAAAGCUAUUAUGGAAUCAGUCUAUCUGUAUGAGUACAAGCCGUCGCCUACGUCGAUGUCGCUGGCGCGUAACAUUAUCUGCGGUCGAACAAUCCCAGUCCUGGGCCGCUACCUGAUCGACUCUUUCCGGCGGAAUCUGUCGAAGGAAUGGGGCCGGGGAAGUCGCACCGUUUUCGACUUCAAGUACAUUCCCAAGUAUGGCUUCAAGACCGUCGACGAAGAAGAUGUGCAAGAGAGGAAAGCCGGUACGUUCUGGACCGCCGAUGUCAAGAUUUUGAUCACCUUGCUGUUCAUAGUAUGUGGGAUCGGCCUGGGCGCGUGGACUUCGGUGAGAACCGCCCUUUGGACCCGGCAGCGUUCUCAAGUUACAUUCUAG
Rhinocladiella mackenziei CBS 650.93 is the source of this 966-nucleotide messenger RNA. RefSeq lists its product as uncharacterized. NCBI's taxonomy places the organism in Eukaryota, Fungi, Ascomycota, Eurotiomycetes, Chaetothyriales, Herpotrichiellaceae. Gene Ontology annotation, molecular function: oxidoreductase activity. The record is from RefSeq and is a predicted model, not a curated record. Bases 1 to 966 code for a protein of 321 amino acids. The transcript has 2 exons.